Messenger RNA from Parastagonospora nodorum SN15, 1246 nucleotides. RefSeq lists its product as hypothetical. The record is from RefSeq and is a predicted model, not a curated record. Bases 1 to 1209 code for a protein of 402 amino acids. Gene Ontology annotation, molecular function: oxidoreductase activity. Lineage: Eukaryota; Fungi; Ascomycota; Dothideomycetes; Pleosporales; Phaeosphaeriaceae. The transcript is spliced from 3 exons.
AUGGCUCCUGCUUUGACUUCCGCGGCGCCAACAGCGCCACAUGAGCUUUCAAGCAAGAUUGUGAACAACAACGCACCAAAGAACAUUUUCCCAGACGGCAUUAAGACUUCGGGUCAACAUGAGCCGCUCUACGAUCAGCUCCGACCGUAUUCGGAAUUCCCCAAAGAGAUCACUGGUUCAACAGCAUGGGACAGGGAGGAAUACAAGAACAACCCCGAGCGCUGGACACACCCGUUCUCUGAUGAAGAGAUCAAGGAGAUUAGCGAUGCUGCAGACGCUUUUAUCUCCAGCGGCACACCCUUGACCGGAAUCACAAAGGAGAAGUUCCAACUCCCAAAAUUCAGCAAGUUCCUCGAACCACUGCGGAAAGAAUUGAUCGAUGGAAAGGGCUUUAUUCUCUUUAAAGGCCUUCCAGUUACUAAAUGGGGAAACCGAAAGAGUGCGGUUGCGUACAUGGGUCUCGGAACGUAUCUAGGAUACUUCGUUUCGCAGAACUCGCGCGGACAUGUACUAGGUCACGUUAAGGAUCUUGGUGAAGAUUCCACUCAGAUCGAUAAAGUGCGCAUCUACCGCACGAAUGCACGCCAGUUCUUCCACGCGGAUGACUCCGAUCUAGUUGGUCUGCUGUGCGUAGCCAAGGCACUGGAAGGCGGAGAGAGCGAUCUAGUCAGCAGCCAUUCCGUCUGGAACGACUUGCAAAAGAACAACCCAGAUGUUGCCGAGCUUCUUACUCAGCCAAUCUGGUACUUCGAUCGUAAGGGCGAGACGAGCAAGGGUCAGAAGGAAUGGAUCAAGACAGCCGUGUUUUACCUCGAGACCGGUCCUAACCCGCGAGUAUACUCAAAGUGGGAUCCAUACUAUGUCAAGUCGCUCACACGUUUCUCUGACGCCGGUCUCAUCCCCGCCCUCUCCCUCGAGCAAUCCCGCGCCGCGCAAAUUCUCGAAGACACCUGUCUCAAGCUCGCACUACACAUGAUCCUCGACAUUGGCGACAUUCAGUUCCUGUCGAACAACCACGUGCUGCAUGCCAGGACGGCAUACAAGGACUACCCGCCGCCAGCGCCGCGCAGGCAUCUGAUGAGGUUGUGGUUGAGCACGCCGGAGGAUGAGGGUGGUUGGAAAUUGCCGUUCCAUGAUAGUAGGGAGAAGAAGAGGGGCGGCAUUCAAGUUGACGAUACGGCGCCAGUCGCGCCAGAAGAUGCGGAGUAGGAUGUGUAUAUAUCGAAUGACAACUACACAAUCGAAC